This is a messenger RNA of Danaus chrysippus (African queen), 489 nucleotides long. The record is from the annotation of a GenBank genome assembly. Lineage: Eukaryota; Metazoa; Arthropoda; Insecta; Lepidoptera; Nymphalidae.
AUGGUGAAAAUAUCACUACAAAUACGUGCUACAUUAGAAUGUAUAGAAAAGCUGUAUACCAACCAUCCACACUAUCAAUGGUUCCUAAAAUUAAAAUGCGGCAACUGCGGCGAAGUGUCGGAGAAAUUUCACGAUCUCACAGAAGCUGAAAAAGUUCCCCAAAAGCACAAUAGAUCAGAAACGAAUUUGCUUAUAAAGUGCAAAUUGUGUUCCAGAGAAAACAGCAUCGACGUAAUUGAAGGGAGCAAUGGUGCAUUUACAAGUGACGAUGUUGGAAAAUAUAAAACAAUUGUAACAUUUGACUGUAGAGGAGUUGAACCUGUAGAUUUCGAACCCAAAUCUGGAUGGAUUGCAGAAGCAGAAGAAAAUGGUAAAAAGUUUGAAGAUGUUGAUUUAUCGGAAAAGGAAUGGGUAGACUAUGAUGAAAAGAACCAGACAUCGGUCGGAGUUUACGAACUAGAGUGGCAGUUUGUGAAAGUUAAAUUAUAA